Messenger RNA from Penicillium maclennaniae, 1128 nucleotides. Its product is annotated as ESCO family N-acetyltransferase. Lineage: Eukaryota; Fungi; Ascomycota; Eurotiomycetes; Eurotiales; Aspergillaceae. Gene Ontology annotation, molecular function: protein-lysine-acetyltransferase activity. Bases 1 to 1128 code for a protein of 375 amino acids. Gene Ontology annotation, cellular component: chromatin; nucleus. The record is from RefSeq and is a predicted model, not a curated record. The transcript has a single exon. Gene Ontology annotation, biological process: mitotic sister chromatid cohesion.
AUGAAAACAUACGGGAGACCGACAUGGCGCGUUUAUGACGAUGAGCGGGCCGCGAAGAAACGACGCGUCCUAGAUGAGUCCGACGAGGCAGAGACAAAUCUCCAGAGUGCGAUUCGUGAAUCGUCUGCCGCUGUUCUGUCCAGUCCCUCACGCCGCAAUUCAGUGGUUCCAUCCGAAGGCACCCUGGACGAUAUCGACGAUCUCACCACGCCACCAUCCUCGCCGCCACCGCGAUUGACUCCCCCACCAGCAAACACCCGCAAGCCCACCUUCGCCUUUCUCAAGCGCAAGCACAAGGACGCGUCCGCCGCGUCUCCUCUAACAGAGGUCAACUCUAACAGCGUGCGCUCUUCUGCCGACCCGCCCAAGAACAAAGCGCAGAAACCAGCGAUGCGACAGAUGCAGAUUGAUUUAGGGAAUGAGGUGCGCAAGACCUGUACGACAUGUGGCAUGGAAUAUAUCCCUUCCAAUUCCGAGGAUGCUGCCCUGCAUAAAAAGUUCCAUGAAAUGAAUUCGACCGGUGUGGAUCUGGGCAAGGCAUUCAUGCGCGCGAAUGCCUCGCGCUGGGUCUACGAAGCGACACGCUUCGACGAGGGCUACGUGGUGAUCGUGGACCGCAAGGCAUCACCCAGUGCCAAGAAUCAAGCGAAGAGGGUGCUUGAGGUGGUCAACAAGGAAUUAUCAUCUCCAGAGAUCGACGACGAGCUGCUCUGGGGCCAAACAGAGCCUCCGAAGGAUAAGAAGGCAGACGGCGAGGACAAGGUGGACCGAUACCGAGUUUUCCUCCAUAUGAAAGACAGCCGAUGUGUUGGGCUCUGUUUGACAGAGCGCAUCUGGGAAUCCCGACCGGUCGCACAGGAGGACCCGAACGGGAAUAAUUCGUCCGUGUCGGUGCGCGACGAGGUGCACCCGGCCAUUGUCGGCGUCUCGCGCAUCUGGACUUCGGGUGCGUCGCGCCGGAAGGGCAUUGCCCUGGAUCUCCUGGACUGCGUGGUGAGCAACUACAUCUACGGCAUGGAGAUCCCAAAAAACCAGAUCGCAUUUAGCCAGCCUACGGAGAGCGGUAAGCGGUUGGCGCAGAAGUUCUUCGAGGAGAAUGAGACGUGGCAUGUGUAUAACGAGAGGUGA